CUCUCACUCUCCCUCUGUCACACCCACAGCAGGUACAUUGUCACUGAUAGCAUUAGUUAGCCUUAGUGUGCUUUUGGGCUGCGCCUUUUAAGUCUGCGCCUUUUAAGAUCCAGCAGAGACUAGUAGACAGCCUCAGGCCCCCAGGUAGAGGAUUCUUCAUCAGUCUUCUGGGUUACUUAUAGGCCUGCUUUCCCUACCUGCUGUCUGCCUGCUCGUCUGCCUGGCGCAUCUCCUGGCCCAUCAUAAAACACCAGACACCUGCAGACUGACAGAAGAGACUGGAAUCUGAGCUAACUGGACUAGAGGUAAUCAUCACCACUAGUCUACCUUACACCUGUUGGGGUCCUGUAUUGUCUACACUCAGCACCAGUCUCAGCCCUGCCUGAGACCACCCAGAGGCCAGCACACCUUGGCCCAGGAGGCAGCAGCCAUGUCGAGUCCAGGGGAGAGUAUAUCAUCAGAGGGCAGCAGCCCAUUGUUUCCGUCCCGCCUAGGUCUGCCUGAAAGCCCAAUGGGAGACAGGACAGGUGCAGAGGCUGGUAUGGCCUGGGAGAUGGAGGACACCAAGCCCUGCAUGGAGGCUCUUGAGCAUCGCGGCCUUCCGGGCCUCCACCUGUCCUGCUUCGACAUGCUCUUCACCGAGGACUCCACCUGGCUGGUGAAGGUGACCGAGGCCUCCUCGGGUCAGGCUUGUCCCGUGCCUCUCCCCAUAACCAGGACCGAGCACCGUGAGGAGCCAGAGCAGUGCCCCGUCAUCGACAGCCAGGCCCUGGGGCUCUCCCCGGGGCUGGAGGGCCAGGAGGAGGAGCGAUCCCUGGAGCAGGUCCAGACCAUGGUGGUCGGGGAGGUGCUGAAGGACAUUGAGACGGCCUGCAAGCUGCUCAACAUCAUCCCAGACCCCAUAGAGUGGAGCUCGGGGAACGUCCAGAAGUGGUUGUUGUGGACAGAGCACCUGUAUAGACUGCCUCAGGCCGGCAAGGCCUUUCAGGAGCUCACUGGGAAAGACCUGUGUGCCAUGAGUGAAGAGGACUUCAGGCAGAGGUCCCCUCAGUGUGGAGACACCCUGCACGCCCACCUGGACAUCUGGAAGUCAGCUGCCUGGAUGAAAGAGAGGUGUUCCGUUGGAGACAGCAAAAUCACAGGCGGAGAGGAGCUGUGGUUGGAGGCAGACUCGUCAUGCUCAGGCCAGCCCAUCCACCUGUGGCAGUUCCUCAGAGAGCUGCUCCUCAAGCCCCACAACUACGGACGCUGUAUCCGCUGGCUCAACAAGGAGAAAGGUAUUUUCAAAAUCGAGGACUCUGCUCACGUGGCAAGACUCUGGGGACUGAGGAAGAACCGUCCAGCGAUGAACUACGACAAACUGAGCCGCUCCAUACGGCAGUACUACAAGAAGGGCAUCAUCCGCAAGCCUGAUGUCUCCCAGAGACUGGUCUAUCAGUUUGUCCACCCAGUAUGAGGGGACGGAGGAGGACAGAGGUCUCCAAAGAAAGGGCCACACGAUCACACCUUGCAUUUGUACAUUACACCAACACCAAGCUGAGAAGGGGUGAAACUAACAAGCAUGCACUGACCAACCCCUGUAAGUACACAUAGCCUUUGCCAGCCAUUGCCAGUAAGUGUCAGCAGUCAAAGCUGGCAAAUUAUUUUUUCGCUUUUUUUAAUGCAGAGAAGAAACUUGAGACUAAAAUGAAAGUGCUUUUUCUCUGGGGUUGAUUCCUCAUAAAAACCACCAAACAACAAAGAAAGAAAAAAAACAACUUU
Molecule: messenger RNA, 1761 nt
Organism: Salvelinus namaycush (lake trout)
Lineage: Eukaryota; Metazoa; Chordata; Actinopteri; Salmoniformes; Salmonidae
Product: SAM pointed domain-containing Ets transcription factor-like
Exons: 6
Coding region: 431-1456 (341 amino acids)
Biological process (GO): regulation of transcription by RNA polymerase II; cell differentiation
Cellular component (GO): nucleus
Molecular function (GO): sequence-specific DNA binding; DNA-binding transcription factor activity, RNA polymerase II-specific
Source: RefSeq, a predicted model, not a curated record